GUCCCGCCCGCCCCCCUCCCGCGCGGACCCCGCCUCCUGGCCCAUCCCAAGAUGGCGGAGAUCCCUCUGUACUUUGUGGACUUGCACGAUGACUUAGACGAUUAUGGAUUUGAAGACUACGGCCCGGAUCGUGACAGCAUGAGGCUAACGGCCUUUCUGGACGUUCCAGGCCAGGGUAACCUGCCUCCCCUCACUCGCCUGGAAAAGUAUGCUUUCAGUGAGAACGUCUUCAACCGUCAGAUUAUUGCCAGAGGGCUGAAUGACAUCCUCCGGGACUUCAGUAACAAUGAGGAGGACUUCUUAACGGUCAUGGAGAUUGUGGUCAGAUUGUCAGAAGACGCAGAGCCCACGGUGCGGACCGACCUGAUGGAACAGAUUCCUCCCAUUGCCGUCUUUUUACAAGAAAACAGAUCGAAUUUUCCAGGGGUGCUCACUGACUGUCUUACACCGAUCGUAGUGAGAUACCUCACGGAUCCGAACAACCAGGUUAGAAAGUCAAGUCAGGAAGUGCUCUUGAUUCUUCUGGAACAAGAUCUAAUUUCCCAGCACGAUAUUGAAAACAAAGUGUGUCCGAUCCUGCUGGCACUCUCUGCCCCAGACAGCGACGACGAAUAUAAAGCAGAAGCCGUGAACAUCAUCUGCAAGCUGGCUUCGGUGCUGAACAAGAGCACAGUUGAACGCCUGCUGCUCCCUCGAUUCUGUGAAUUGUGUGGGGACGGGAAACUCUUUCAAGUUCGGAAGGUGUGUGCUACAAAUUUUGGUGAUAUUUGUCAUGCCGUUGGACAAGAAGCCACUGAGAAAUUUCUGAUCCCAAAGUUUUUGGAGCUCUGCUCAGAUAAUGUGUGGGGGAUGCGAAAAGCCUGUGCGGAGUGCUUCAUGGCUGUGUCCUACAGCGCGUCCCCGGAGGUCCGCAGAGCCCAGCUGUCACCCCUCUUCAUCAGACUCAUCAGCGACCCCUGCCGAUGGGUGCGCCAGGCGGCCUUCCAGUCCCUGGGCCCCUUCAUUUCCACCUUCGCGAACCCCCCCAGGGCUGGCCUUUAUAUUGGAGAAGACGGCCCCCUCAGCAUCCGACCACCAGCUCGGGGCCUGGACUCUGACUUCACCCCGGGGUCGCCCGGCACAGGCAGUUGUGGAAGCACGUCCUCGGCCUGUUCCGCAAGGCCGGUGCGCACGGAGCCAGACCUGCCCACGGAAGGCACGUCCGCGGGAACCAGCAAUUUCCCGUGCUGUAGCUCCUCUCGUGGCAUGAUGGGAAACUCAGUGGAAGACUCUGCCUUGGCUGGAGCUGAGCUGACCGGGCUCUCCCCAGAGGCCAGUGCCGCCCUCAAGCUCCCUGAGAGGAACGACCUCCCCGUCAGCAGCCACCCUGGACCCGGCUCUUGGACCUGCCCAGAGAGUCCUGAGGACGUAUUCAAUAAUUUCCUCUAUUGGCGAACUCCUCUCCCUGACAUAAGCAAGGACCUAGAAGAGCUGCUUCAGAGCGAGGCUGGGCCACGCGAAAAAGGCUGCAGCAGACCCGAGGCUGUGCAAAACAGCUGCGUGGCCAGGAGCGAGAUUCAGAAAGUCCUUGAUAGUUUACAGGAGCAUGUGACGGAUGAUCCAGAUGUUCAAGCUCAGGUUCAGGUAUUAUCAGCUGCACUGAGAGCCGCACAGCUUGACUCUGUGAAUGAGCCCGCGCACAAGCCGACAGAAGGUCUAAAUGAAGUGUCCGUUUCAGAUCCCAGCCCUGCCUCUGACAAUCAGAUGGCUCUGUCGGCUUCAACAUCGCAGAAGGAGCUCUCCGUGGCCAGGAUAUUACAAAGCACAGACCCUGGCGAACCCUGCGGUGGAGUAAGGGACCCUCUGGAGACCGAGCAGAGGCAUCUCCCCGCCCCACUCGAGGAGAAUAAAUCUAAAUUACAGGAUGUAAUACCUCAGCCCCUGCUAGAUCAGUACGUGUCGAUGACUGACCCAGCUCGAGCCCAGACUGUCGAUACCGACAUCGCCAAGCACUGCGCCUCCAGCCUCCCGGGGGUGGCGCUUACCUUGGGCAGACAAAACUGGCAUUGCCUCAGAGAUACGUACGAAACGCUGGCUUCUGACGUGCAGUGGAAGGUGCGGCGGACCCUGGCCUUCUCUAUUCACGAGCUGGCUGCGAUUCUUGGGGACCAGCUAACAGCAGCUGACCUGGUGCCCAUCUUCAACGGAUUUUUAAAGGACCUGGAUGAAGUACGAAUAGGAAUUCUCAAACACCUGUAUGACUUUCUAAAGUUGCUUCAUGAAGACAAGAGGAGAGAAUAUCUUUAUCAGCUGCAAGAAUUUGUAGUGACCGAUAACAGCAGGAAUUGGAGGUUUCGAUAUGAACUAGCAGCACAGCUGAUACUCAUUUUGGAACUCUAUAAUCCCCAUGAUGUUUAUGAUUAUUUAAUGCAUAUUGCCUUGAAGUUGUGUGCAGAUAAAGUUUCUGAAGUUCGAUGGAUCUCCUUCAAGCUUGUUGUGGCCAUUCUGCAGAAGUUCUAUUCACACAGGGAAAGUGCGUUGGGGUUAGCUUUCGUCCAUGAGCUCAUCGUAAGGUUCCGGCACUGUGCUAAGUGGGUUGGAAGGCAAGCUUUCGCUUUCAUUUGUCAGGCGGUGGUGAGCGAGGAGUGUAUCCCCGCAGACCAGUUUGUCGAACACUUACUCCCCAGUCUUUUAAGCCUCGUGUCAGAUCCUGUGCCCAACGUGAGAGUUUUACUAGCCAGAGCUCUGCGGCAGACGCUGUUGGAAAAGGCGUAUUUGAGAAAUGCCGGUAACCCUCAUCUUGAAGUCAUUGAAGAGACCGUCCUGGCCCUGCAGUCCGACCCGGACCCAGACGUGUCCUUUUUUGCCACUCUCCAACCCAAGCGGCGGAGUACUGCAGACAGCCGUGUGCUAGAAGAGCGGAACUAACCCCUCUGUGGUCGCGCACGCUCUGGGCACUUCGCACGCGGCACGGACUGCUCACCCCAGCUUGUCAGGGGGUCUGAUUGUGUCACACCUUCCGAGGGAGGAAAGAUUCCUGAAACUUUGAGGGUGGGCACUCAGAUGGCGCCUUCCCCUCCCUCAGUCACAGGGACUGCACCUGGGCCGGGCGCCACGCUUCUGCGCCCCUCCCUGCCUGAUCAGGAGGUCCGGGCCAAGGUGGUGGAACCAGGCGGGUGGCUGGGGGUGGGGCCUCCAGUACAUCAGACUGCCCUCUCUCCCGCAGACCAGAUUAUUUAAGCCCCCCCCCCCGCCCCCCACACACAUCAAGUAGUUUAUUAGAAGAUUUUAAGUCUUUAAUAGACUUGCACAUUUGGCUUCCCUUACGCUUUCCUAUAAAAUACAGUUUAUGGUAUCACAUUUUAUUUUUAACUGAAAUAAUGUACAUAUGUAAAUAGCUCUUGACAGGAAGAGCUAAUAUAUUAACGUAACAUUAGCCUCCUAUCAGUGAGCAGAACAAAUACAUCAUUUAAAUUUAUGCUGCACUUUGAGUUACUGCAAAUAUAGCCCAAUUUGUUUACUUUUGAAAAAUGUGAUAGUUAAGGAAAUCUACCAAAGAAUGAUUUAUGGAA
This is a messenger RNA of Neofelis nebulosa (Clouded leopard), 3551 nucleotides long. Its product is annotated as serine/threonine-protein phosphatase 4 regulatory subunit 1-like. NCBI's taxonomy places the organism in Eukaryota, Metazoa, Chordata, Mammalia, Carnivora, Felidae. Gene Ontology annotation, molecular function: protein phosphatase regulator activity. The record is from RefSeq and is a predicted model, not a curated record. The coding region runs from base 52 to 2907 and encodes 951 amino acids. Gene Ontology annotation, biological process: protein dephosphorylation. The transcript is spliced from 21 exons.